Molecule: messenger RNA, 1656 nt
Organism: Zymoseptoria tritici IPO323
Lineage: Eukaryota; Fungi; Ascomycota; Dothideomycetes; Mycosphaerellales; Mycosphaerellaceae
Exons: 3
Coding region: 1-1656 (551 amino acids)
Biological process (GO): transmembrane transport
Cellular component (GO): membrane
Molecular function (GO): transmembrane transporter activity
Source: RefSeq, a predicted model, not a curated record
AUGGCGCCCCAAACCGUCACCGAAUUCUUCGUCUCCGAAGCCCGUACCCACGCCCUCGCCGAAUCCAAAAACCCUCAUCCCACCGUCCACAUCGCCCGCGAAGACUCCUCCUCCUCCGGCGGCGGCGGCGGCGGCGGCGAGCAUGAGCUCCCUCCCGAAAAACGCGGCACCCGCGCCGACCGCUCCGACAUGCGCCGGAUGGGAAUGGCGCAGGAGUUCAAGCGAAACUUCUCCUUCAUCCCCAUCUUCGGCUUCUCCGCUGUGCUGAUGAUGACGUGGGCGAGCGUACUGUCGGGUGUUAGCUAUGCGCUGCCGAAUGGAGGAUUGCCGGCGUUGAUUUAUAAUUAUGUUGCGACGUUGGUGGGGUUUGGGGCGGCGAUUUUGAGUAUGGCGGAGAUGGCGAGUAUGGCGCCGACUAGUGGUGGUCAAUACCAUUGGGUCUCCGAAUUCGCCCCAAAAUCCUCGCAAAAAAUCCUCUCCUACCUCGUCGGCUGGUUCUGCGUGCUCGGCUGGCAAGCCGGAAUCGCAGGCCAAUGCUUCACCGUCGCCACCCAAAUCCAAGGUCUACUGGUCCUUAACUCCGCCACUUACAUUCCCCAACCAUGGCACUCCACGCUCCUCACCAUCGCCGCGGCGAGCGUAGCCGUGAUCUUCAACUCCUUCUUCGCGAGAAAGUUGCCACUUCUUGAAGGAUUGAUUCUCAUCUUGCUCAUCUUCGGUUUCUUCGGCAUCCUCAUCCCGCUGUGGGUAUUCGCCCCUCGAACGCCGAGCGCAGCCGUCUGGACGGAAUUCACGCAAAUAGCAGGCUGGCCGAAUAUGGGUACCGCAUGUCUCGUUGCUCUCACAGGUCCAAUCUACGCGCUCAUCGGCCCGGACUCGGCGGUACACAUGGCGGAGGAAGUCCACGACGCUUCUCGCACACUGCCGUGGGCGAUGGUGUCAACCCUCGCGCUGAAUGGCCUUACGGGAUUGGUAAUGACCAUCACAUUUGCGUACUGCGUGGGACCGAUGGAAGCCGCGCUGACGCCGCAGUUCAAUUUUGCCUUCAUCGGAACAUUUUACAACGCCACGCAGAGUAAAGCGGGCACGACGGUCAUGACGCUUGUGGUGACGACGCUGGCGUUGACUUCAGCGGUGAGUAACGUCGCCACGGCAUCGAGGCAGUUGUUUGCGUUUGCGCGGGAUCACGGAUUGCCGUUCGCGGAUGUGGUGGCGAAAGUGAGGCCUGGUUGGGAUAUCCCGUUCAACGCGGUGUGCAUAUGUUUCGUGUGCACCUCGUUGUUGAGUUUGAUCAAUUUGGGGAGUCUCGUGGCUUUCAAUGCGAUUCUGUCAAUUGGAGUGGUGGCGUUGUUGACGAGUUAUAUUACGAGUAUCGGGUGUAUCUUGUUGAAGAGGAUUCGAGGAGAGGAGUUGUUGCCGAGGAGGUGGUCGCUGGGAGUGCCAUUGGGGUGGAUCUCGAAUGUGGUCGGGUUCGUGUAUGUGGUGUUGGCGUUUGUCAUGGCGUUCUUUCCGCUGUACAAUAAUCCGACGGCGGAGCAGAUGAAUUGGGCGAGUGCGGUAUAUGGCGGAGUGGGAAUUGUGGCGACGGCGUAUUAUGUCGGCUGGGCGAGGCAUAUUUAUAUCCCGCCGGUAUCGAGGUUGGCGAAGGAUCUGUGA